Molecule: messenger RNA, 705 nt
Organism: Ogataea angusta
Lineage: Eukaryota; Fungi; Ascomycota; Pichiomycetes; Pichiales; Pichiaceae
Exons: 2
Coding region: 1-705 (234 amino acids)
Biological process (GO): protein peptidyl-prolyl isomerization; protein folding
Cellular component (GO): endoplasmic reticulum; fungal-type vacuole
Molecular function (GO): peptidyl-prolyl cis-trans isomerase activity
Source: RefSeq, a predicted model, not a curated record
AUGCAACAUACUAAACUCUUAUUCCUGUUAUGUCUCACUGCUAUUACAUUGACAGCAAAUGCUGUCGAUCCAGCAUUCACCCAUAGAAUUACACUCGAAAUUCAACAAAAUGAUGAAUACUUAGGGAAUUUGACACUUGGCCUAUUUGGAUCCGUGGUUCCCAAAACAGUGAUGAACUUCUAUCAGCUAUCUGAAACUCAUUAUACCAACACCACUUUCCAUCGGGUUAUUGACGGUUUCAUGAUACAAGGGGGGGACUUUGAAAAUCAUGAUGGUACAGGGGGAUACUCCAUAUAUGGAAAAUCGCAAGGUUCCCUACCUGACGAGAAUUUCACACUAAAGCAUGAUAGAGUGGGACGGCUUUCAAUGGCAAACUCAGGGCCCAACACUGCAGGAUCCCAAUUUUUCAUCACUUCUGCUCCGGCCGAAUUCUUGGAUGGUAAACAUGUGGUAUUUGGUCAACUUAUAGAUGGCUUUGAGACGCUGGGGGCAAUACAAAGAGUUGCAAAAGAUAUCGAAGACAGACCAUUGACCAAUGUCACGAUAUCAAGUGUCAGAAGAGAAGUGAUGGAUGAUCAGAUGGACGACUACACGGAGACAGCCAAACAUCAGAAUUCAACGCCUACUGAAGGAUUGGAGAAUAGAGAAUCGUCACAAGAUCUCAAGCCAGUGCUUGAAGAAAAACCCUGGAGGGAUAAAGUAUGA